Molecule: messenger RNA, 1785 nt
Organism: Pogona vitticeps (central bearded dragon)
Lineage: Eukaryota; Metazoa; Chordata; Lepidosauria; Squamata; Agamidae
Product: keratin, type I cytoskeletal 14
Biological process (GO): epithelial cell differentiation; intermediate filament organization
Cellular component (GO): cytoskeleton; keratin filament
Molecular function (GO): structural molecule activity
Source: RefSeq, a predicted model, not a curated record
UGAACAUGAAACAGGCAUGGGGGAAUUUGGCUUGGGUACCGGAGGUGAUGAAACCUUGAGGGAAUGCAAAAGAUAGAUUUUUUUUUUUACUCCAUUGUGGUAACCCCACCCUUCUCGAUAUAAGAGGGGAUACAGACAAAGCUUGAGCCACUUUGCACACAAGAAGGAUUUCUCUCUUGGCUGCCUCCAUUUCCCAGCAACAUGACCACUUCUUAUAGGCAGUACACCUCUUCCUCCUCGGUGAAGGGACCCUCUUUCGGUGGGGCUUCCUCCCGGCUUUCCUCUGUCCAUCUUGGUGGGGGAUACAGAGCUCCCAGCGUCCAUGGAGGAAUUGGGGGCAUGUCUGUCUCUACUUCCCGCUAUGUCUCUGGAGUCGGCAGUGCCCUUGGUGGGGGCUUUGUGGGCAGCGGCUUUGGGGCUGGCUUCGGGGGUGGUUUUGGAGGAGGAUUUGGUGGUGGCUUGGGUGGCACCUUUGUCGCUGCUGGUGAUGGCCUUCUGGCUGGGGGUGAGAAGGCGACCAUGCAAAACCUGAAUGACCGCCUGGCUGCCUACCUGGAUAAGGUGCGGGCCUUGGAGGAAGCCAACACUGAGCUGGAGGUUAAGAUCAAGGAGUGGUACAAGAAACAAGGACCUGGUCCAGAACGUGACUACACUCCAUAUUACAGGAGUAUUGAAGAGCUCCGCAGCAAGAUAUUGACUGCCACGAUUGACAAUGCCAACAUUCUCCUGCAGAUUGACAAUGCUCGUCUGGCUGCUGAUGAUUUCAGAUCCAAGUUUGAGACUGAGCAAGCUAUGCGUAUAAACGUGGAGGCUGACAUCAAUGGUCUACGCAGAGUCUUGGAUGAGCUGACCCUGGCCAGGGCAGAUCUGGAGAUGCAAAUUGAGAACUUGAAGGAGGAGCUGGCUUAUCUCAAGAAGAACCAUGAGGAGGAAAUGAUUGUUCUCCGAAGCCAGCUGGGUGGAGAAAUCUCAGUGGAGAUGGAUGCUGCUCCAGGGGUGGACCUGACCAAGAUUCUGGCUGAGAUGCGUGAACAAUACGAGGCCUUGGCAGAGAAGAACCGCAAAGAUGCCGAACAGUGGUUCUUCACCAAGACUGAAGAGCUGAACCGUGAAGUUGCCACCCAUUCAGAGCAGUUGCAGACCAGCAAGACUGAGAUCACAGAACUGAGGCGGACCAUUCAAGGCUUGGAGAUAGAACUGCAGACUCAACUUAGCAUGAAAGCAGCACUGGAAGGCACCCUGGCAGAAACAGAAGGUCGCUAUGGCAGCCAGCUUAGCCAAAUCCAGAUCAUGAUUACCAGCGUGGAAGAGCAGCUCGCUGAGCUGAGGUGUGACAUGGAGCGCCAGAACCAAGAAUACAAGACUCUUCUUGAUGUCAAGACCCGCCUGGAACAGGAAAUCAACACCUACCGUCGCCUGCUGGAAGGAGAGGAAGCUCACAUCAGUUCCCAGUACAACGCGGCUAUAUCUGGAAAAGAUGUGAGCAAGACAACUCGUCAAGUCCGCAUGAUCGUUGAGGAGGUUGAAGAUGGGAAGAUCGUCUCUUCCCGUGAGCAGGUCAAGCAGUCCACCUACUGAAAAGGAGAGGAGAAUGCCAUGGAAACAAUUGAAAGCGUUUUAAGACAGCAGCAUUGCUAUGCCUUUUCAAUUGCGUAUUCUUCUAAAUAUCUCUCUGUAUGUGAACAAAAUGACUACAGAAGCAAAGCCAGAGUUAUGUAACCUUUCCAGCCAACUAACUUGCUUGUGCACAACUAAUAAAGAAUUGUUUCACCAGUCAUGCAAAAA